CCCACUGUCAAAACAGAGAGAGGGGAGCAACAAUAUGAUGGACCUUUUUGAGACCAACCCUUAUCUUUUCAAUGAUUUGCGCUAUUUGGAAGAAGGGGAUCAUGGACCGCUUCAGCAUUUGGACAUGGCGGGGGUGUCUCCCCUCUACGGCAAUGACAGCCCGCUGUCCCCGGGCCAGGAUAAUGUUCCGUCCGAGACCGGGGGCGAGAGCAGCGGGGAGGAGCACGUCUUUGCGCCGCCGGGUCUCCGUGCGCACUGUGACGGCCAGUGCCUCAUGUGGGCCUGCAAGAUAUGCAAGAGAAAGUCUGCGCCGACGGACAGACGCAAGGCCGCCACGCUCAGGGAGAGAAGGAGGCUCAAGAAGAUCAACGAGGCCUUUGACGCGCUGAAGAGGAAGACCGUGGCCAACCCCAACCAGAGGCUACCCAAGGUGGAGAUUUUACGCAGCGCCAUCAGCUACAUUGAGAAGUUACAGGACCUGCUGCAGACGCUGGAUGAGCAGGAGAAAACGCAAAACGGAUCAUCCCACAACCUUAACGUUAAAGAACACAGUGUGGCCAGUCAUGAGUACCACUGGAAAAAGUCCUCAGAGACCUGGCCGACCUCUGCUGACCAUUCCAACACAGCAAUGAUAAACCACAGAGAAGAAACCAGUGAGUCCUCUGCAUCUUCCAGCCUCCUGCGUCUGUCAUCCAUUGUGAACAGCAUCACCAACGACGACAAAAUCAACUUCAGAGAGGACGCCUCAGAAAACUGAAAGAUUAGUGAAGACCUGGACUAGAAAAAUUUAAUUUCCACUGUUUAUCUCUAAAUUAUUUCCACUGUGUUCAGCCAUUCUGGCUUCUGUUUGUUAGUCUUUCAUUUGUACAGCAGGAGCAACAGAUUUGUACAUAUUUUAUAAUAAUGUGAUGUGUAGAUUUAUUUAUUUUAUAUUCACAACCAAACUCUUUAAGGAAGCUGAUAUUUUAUUUAAAUGUUUGUACAUAACUGACCAAGAAAAUAAAUUGCUCCCUCUGCUAAAUUCUAAACCGCUGUAUUCCUCGGUCUUUAAGGGCAUGCUGGAAAGGUAAGUGCGUGACAAACAGAGGCAAUACAAGCAUCAGACCACAUAUACUGUAUUAUCUUUAAGUUAUGCUGUUUAACCACUGAAGGGUCCAAAACCACAAUAGUCGUGAAACUAAUACAUGUGUAAAUUUGCACCUCUGGUAUAAAUGGUGGUAAAAUCUUUUUAGCAAAUAAAGCAGAGUUUUAGGUCACUCUACCUCUUACUACAUCUCUGUGUUUAACACAGAAAGACAACCCCCCCCACUGCCAGUUCAAGAUCUACCAGUUCCCCCAGCAUUCACAGCUAUUAGAAGUCCCUAAAAUCUGUUUACACUGCCCUAAAAUAGUUCGCUGCCAGGCUGCUUCUCUUUGUUCCAACCGGCCUCCAGCAGGACUGAUCCCACAACAUGUAACUCGAGUCCCCUCCAACCACAGCGUGCCUGUCCUCUGCUCUCCUAUCAUAUGGUGGGGACAUGGAAACUUGGGCAGCAGACUUGAGUGCAAAGCCCCUUGGGAUAAUGACGUUAUCUGAGCCAUUAUGCCUUAAUUCAUCAUCACUUGCUUCGUCAUCACAUGGCAAAGCGUUUACAUGCAAGCUAUUAAAACGUGUGACAUAGUGCUAACGGCAUGGAAAUCCAUUGAGUCUUGUUUGUCGCGUAUUGACAUGAGAUGGGGGGCGUUUGUUGAUGAUGUUGGGGUGUGCUGCUCUCCCUCAGAUCUCUGUGGAUGGCACAAAGCCUUGGUUGACCUUUGCGCCUCUGCCUCAUCUCUCAGGCCUGUAGACACACACACACAUGUCCAUGCAGUGUUGCACAUGUGUCAGGUUUAUCAAAAGCUAAAGACCUCAGUGUUACAUCCAGCAAGGGGAAAACAAAGCCAUUUGAA
Messenger RNA from Micropterus salmoides (largemouth bass), 1929 nucleotides. RefSeq names its product myogenic factor 6 (gene myf6). The record is from RefSeq and is a predicted model, not a curated record. Gene Ontology annotation, molecular function: DNA-binding transcription factor activity, RNA polymerase II-specific; protein dimerization activity; RNA polymerase II cis-regulatory region sequence-specific DNA binding. The transcript has 3 exons. Lineage: Eukaryota; Metazoa; Chordata; Actinopteri; Centrarchiformes; Centrarchidae. Gene Ontology annotation, biological process: muscle organ development; positive regulation of myoblast differentiation; regulation of transcription by RNA polymerase II. The coding region runs from base 35 to 757 and encodes 240 amino acids.